AGUGUGCUAAAUCAGCGUUUACAUGGCGAUGCAUUUCCUUUUGUUCAGCUAGCUUAUGUGUAGAAAUACCACAUUCUCAGAGUUCAACUCAUAAAAAAAAUAAUAAGAACAGUCACUAAGAGGCUUCAUUAAGGUCGGCUACCUAGCUGUUUCCUAUUUUAGACUCACUGUAGCUACACAUACCCGACGAAACUCGACACGGUGACAUUUAUUUAGCUAGUCCCGUGAAUUUAUGGAAACAUGUCAAAAAAACGGGCCAGGAAGCGUAGCAAUGGAGAGCUGAGUGAGAGCUCGGCGUCGACCCUGAGCCCAGACCUAGACAACCUGCUGGGCCGUAGGAUUCAGCACACCUGGAGGGAGAAGGGAAAUGUGACCAAGUGGAAAGGCACCGUCCUGGAGCGACUUACUGUGAAUACCUCCCUCUACAUGGUCAAAUAUGACGGCUUUGACUGCGUGUAUGGCAUUGAGCUCUUCAAAGACAACCGGGUGUCCAACCUGCUUGUGUUGUCGGAGAAAGUUGUAAACAAUAAGAUCAAGGUGCCUCCCGGAGCCGAGGAGCUGGUGGGCCGGGCUGUGGAGCAUCUGUUUGAGAAGGAGGACGGGGGGAAAAACGAGUGGCGAGGUAUGGUGCUAUCCAGAGCCCCCAUCAUGACCCAUUGGUACUACAUCACCUACGAGAAAGAUCCGGUGCUGUACAUGUACCAGCUUUGGGACGACUACAAGGACGGAGAUCUACGUGUCCUGCCUGAAUCAGAGAAUAAACACCUACUGCCAGCGGACAGGAAGCCGGGUGAGGAGCCAGAGAGCCUCGUGGGUAAGCAGGUGGAAUACGUCACAGAUAACGGUCUGAAGAGGACGGGCUUAGUUAUCUACCAGGUCCCAGCUAAGCCCACAGUAUACUACAUCAAAUAUGACGAUGAUGUCCACAUCCACGUCUACGAUCUGGUGAAGACCACUUAGUACUGACUGCCCGGGUUCGUCUUCAGCUGAAGGCUCAUCUCUGACUGACCUGCCGUUACCUGUGAAGUGUUACAGAUUUCCGUUUUCUUCCAGCUGGAGGAAAUGUGCCGAAGAUCAAAAGCCUAGUUGUUUUUGUUCGUUUUUUACCUUAAGUGACUAUUGGGUCCUCUUCAAUGUAAAUAAAACUUAUUUGAGAUUGGCUGUAUAGCUCAGCAGAUGAAAUGGAGCUAGGCAAUUUGUUUUCCCUUAGUCACACCUUGUAUAGUGCAACUUUCAAACUUAAAAUUCAUACUUUUUUCAAGCAAAACUUAAACUAAAAUGUUUCAGCUUUCUUACCGCUUCCUAUUUCAUUUUACUUUUAUAUGCCUGUCCUAUUUAUGUAUUCUGGAAUAUCCAGCUGUGCUGCUGGUAACAUUCUGGCAAAACGUCUGUGUUUUGUGUCACUUGGUAGGCCUCAGUUUGAGGAAAACAGAGUAAUAUUAUUUUACCCUCACAAUGAACUAUGAUUUUGGUUUAAGUGUUUAGGGCGUUAUGAGACCUGACUGUCUCACCAUCAUGGUUGUAAAACACAGAUUAUUCAACAGAAAAAAAGAAGUCAUGUAUCAUAUUUCUGUUCUGUUUCAACAUGUAUACUGCAAGUUUUCUACAUUAUGAUAAUAUAUGAAAAAAUGUCGGUGUCAAGUUGUUUAUACUGCACAUUAUUUAUGUAGUUCAAAUUGGCUACCGACAUUUUUGGACUGAGGUCUUUAUUAUUUGCCAAAAAAAUGAAUGACGUGAUAUGGUAUAUUCAGGCCUCAAAAUAUUGUUCUUUGUGACCCUAAUUAUGUGUUGUUCUGUAAAUAUAAUCUGACACAUUUUUAUGAACGUUAAACAAAGCUGCUUGGAAAUUAUUUUUCUCAUUAGAUAUGAAUGCUGUUUGUGUUGGGGUUGGAUUUUGUUAUUGUGUGUGAAUGAAAUUCACCAUUGCACUACAUACAUGUAAUGGUAAACACAUUUUAUCAGAUGAUUGUACUGUCUGAGGUGAUCCUAAAGUGCCUUUCCUUUAAUGGUUAGCUACAUUUAAUUCAUAAUCUAAUGCUCUGACGAUAUGUCCUCCAGUAUGAUGUUUAUUUACAGAUUGGUACUAUGGUGGCCUAUUUGACCCAUUUUAAAUGUGAAAAGCAUUAUCAUUAUUAAUGAUAAAAAUGGGCCCUAUGUGUGUAAUGAC
Molecule: messenger RNA, 2167 nt
Organism: Eleginops maclovinus (Patagonian blennie)
Lineage: Eukaryota; Metazoa; Chordata; Actinopteri; Perciformes; Eleginopidae
Product: spindlin-Z-like
Exons: 5
Coding region: 241-960 (239 amino acids)
Biological process (GO): gamete generation
Source: RefSeq, a predicted model, not a curated record